AUGUCCUCGGACGCCGACUACGCUUCCUUCCUCAACAAGGCCAACCAAGACACUGGGGCCGCAGAGCAGCAGAGCGCGUCGAAGAAAAGCUAUGGCAGUAAGAGCGUGGACACUGAUGUGCCCAAGGUACUAGAACAAGUGGAGGAAUACUACACGAGUGACGCGGACGAACCGUUCGAACCGGUCGCACUGAAGUUUGAUGGGAGCGAUGUCAGCGCAGAUGACCUGAAGAAACUCAUCGGAGGGGACAAGGAGGUUGAAGAGGUCAAGCAGAAGAGCUUCGAGAGCCAGUACAAGACGGUAAUCGAUGCGGUGAAGAAGGCAGGCAACGGGCAGGUCAAGAUCUUCAGGGUGGAGCUUAGCAGCACAAGAGCGGAAUACUAUGUCGUGACUGCGGAUGAGAAGGAAGGCAGGAUUGUGGGAUUGAAGGCGCUCAGCGUUGAGUCGUGA
Messenger RNA from Cucurbitaria berberidis CBS 394.84, 450 nucleotides. RefSeq lists its product as uncharacterized. The record is from RefSeq and is a predicted model, not a curated record. NCBI's taxonomy places the organism in Eukaryota, Fungi, Ascomycota, Dothideomycetes, Pleosporales, Cucurbitariaceae. The transcript is spliced from 2 exons. The coding region runs from base 1 to 450 and encodes 149 amino acids.